CAUGGGCUCCCGCCUGCUGCUGAUGCUGAUGCUGCUUCAGGCAGUUUGGAAAGGUGCUCUGGGAAAAUCCCAUUCACUGCACACCCGAGGAAUCGUCGAAUUGGCAGGAGCUAUAUCAUGUGGCACGGGACGGUCUCCCUUGGCAUAUAUCGGCUACGGAUGCUAUUGUGGACUGGGAGGACAAGGCUGGCCUAGAGAUAAAACAGACUGGUGCUGCCACAGGCACGACUGCUGCUACGACAAGGCAGAGAAGGAAGGCUGCAGCCCCAAGGCACAGCAGUACCAGUGGGCGUGUGAGCGGAACGCCGUGCGGUGCGAUAACCUGACAGACCGAUGUGAAAAAAUGGUGUGCCUGUGUGACCAAGAAGCAGCCAAGUGUUGGGGAGCAGCCCCGUACAACCCACACUUCAUCCUCUGGCCAGACUUUUUAUGUGGACAGACUCAUCCCACCUGCCAUUUCAGAUACGGGGGGGCAGAAUAGUCUUUUUGGGACCUUUCUUCUAACCCUUUGAAUCUGAAGGUGCUGGAAUAAAAUUUUACCUCUUUUACCAGAGC
Fulmarus glacialis (Northern fulmar) is the source of this 555-nucleotide messenger RNA. RefSeq names its product group 10 secretory phospholipase A2-like. The coding region runs from base 2 to 481 and encodes 159 amino acids. The record is from RefSeq and is a predicted model, not a curated record. NCBI's taxonomy places the organism in Eukaryota, Metazoa, Chordata, Aves, Procellariiformes, Procellariidae. Gene Ontology annotation, molecular function: phospholipid binding; calcium ion binding. Gene Ontology annotation, biological process: phospholipid metabolic process; lipid catabolic process; arachidonate secretion. The transcript has 4 exons.